Ostrinia nubilalis (European corn borer) is the source of this 823-nucleotide messenger RNA. RefSeq names its product serine protease inhibitor swm-1-like. The coding region runs from base 39 to 563 and encodes 174 amino acids. The transcript has 3 exons. Lineage: Eukaryota; Metazoa; Arthropoda; Insecta; Lepidoptera; Crambidae. The record is from RefSeq and is a predicted model, not a curated record.
AAGUGGUCAGUUGUGGUAGUGUGAAGCAAGAACAAGAAAUGGCGGAGAAAAUUCAAAUUGUGUUGUGUUUUUUGGCUGUGGCAACCUUGGCGGGAGGCGUGGCUGUUGCUAACGAGAGCGUCUCCAUUUGCGACGCGAACGAAGAGUUCCUAUCAUGCGGCACAGCCUGCGCUGGGACCUGCACCCAGCCCGAACCAGUUGUCUGUGGGGCCACCUGCAGUAUGGGCUGCUUCUGCAAGUCUGGCUUCGUCAGAGACACCGCCAGCAACAAGUGCGUCACUGUCGACCAGUGUCCCGUUGAACAAUGCUUCAACAAGAACGAGGUCUACGACAUUUGCAACGGAUCCUGUGAGCCCUCCUGUGCUGACCCUGAGCCUAUCUGUACCAAGCUGUGCACCGGAGGAUGCAUCUGUUCAACUGGUCUCCUCAGAGACGAUAAUGGAGAAUGUGUCACGGUUGACAAAUGCCCUGCCAGCAAUUCAACUGACCCUGGACUCUUGGGGAAGUACUUGAAUGCUAUCAAUCGCAUCCUGCAUCUUAACACUGAGGCGACUGAGGCGUAAGUUGAAAUUAACUGUUGAUGUGUGCAGUAGGAUAAGGAUAUUUCACGAGAUUAUGACGUCACAAUAAGAAACACAAAAUAUUUUAAUGUAUAAAAGGGAAAGGUCACUGACUGACUGACUCACUCACUCAUCACGAAAUCUCAGAAACUACAAGUGCUAGGAGUCUCAUAUUUUGCAUGGGGGUUCCUUUUAGAACGUAGGUGCUCACUAAGACGAGAAUUUGGAAAAUUCGAAGUAGCGGGCGGCCGCUACUUAGUGAA